Strongylus vulgaris is the source of this 483-nucleotide messenger RNA. The record is from the annotation of a GenBank genome assembly. NCBI's taxonomy places the organism in Eukaryota, Metazoa, Nematoda, Chromadorea, Rhabditida, Strongylidae.
UUGCAGUCGCUUUGCAAUCGCAUUGGUCUCAAAUUAGCAGCGCGGACGAGACACAUAACAUUACUGCUGUUUAUUAUAUGCGCUCCCGUCGCCUACCCACUUAGCAGGAUUAUUGACUACGUUCUUGGUAGAGAGGUUCGUGAAAUUUAUUCUGAAGAAAAGUUGAAAACCCUUAUCAAAGUGCAGUCCAAAAAAAUGGAAGAGGCUGCACAAGGAGAUAUUCUUGCUAGAAUAGCGGAGUUUCCUAAAAAGACCGUUCAAGAUAUGAUGACUCCAAUAGAGGACGCGUUUAUAGUGAGUGGCGGUGAUACUCUGGAUCUGAAAGAUCUUGCCACGACCACUAUAGAUCGCAGAUGGAAAGUUCACGAAGUUGUAAGCAGAUCUGACGAUGCUCGUUCGCAGAUGCGGUUUGUUUUGGCAACGCAGAAGGGUGAGGCAGUCAUGCAAGAAAUGAUGAAAGGUUGCCAAAAAACAUGCAAGUAA